CUAAUCAGCGGUUAAAUCUUUGCCAAAGUCAAUAGUCUUAUUUUCCUUUUCUUUUGGAUCAGACCAAAGUCAGUAGUCUUUAGUCUUUACUUUCUUUGUUUAGAGCAGCUCCAUAUUUGGCAUGAGAUUCUCAAAAGUGAUUAGAUACUAAUUUAAUGUUUAAAUAAUAAAUGGAGUUUUUAAAUUUUAAAUAUUCGUUCAAUAGUUUUUCAUUUGAUAAUUUAUUGGAUAUGUACAGUAAAAAAUCUAUAAAUUAAUAAUGUUGAUUUUUGAAAAUUAUUAAUUUAUAGAGUUAUUAAUUUAUAAUAAGAUUCCUUUUUAGAUUUCUAUAUUUUAGAAUAGAAUUUUUGUAAAAUAAAAAAAUAGUUGGUUUCAUUGUUUAUAUAUUCAUUAAAUUUGAAAAUUUUAACUUUCAUAUUUCUUUAUUAUAUUAUUUGAUGUAUAUAAGAUAUGUAUCAUAUAGUUUUUCCCCCCAUCACUACCAUUUUCCCCCAAUUCAAUGGUAUCCCACUCUUUUGAGUAUAUUGAGCUAAUUUGCUCUAGAUAUAAUUUUAUUAAGAACAAUCAAAGUGUUAUGAAAUCUCAAGAAAAAAGUAGAAAUAGACUAUAUUGUAAAUAUAAAACAAACAAUACAAUGUAUUACUUUUACUUAUAUAAAUUGUAUAUAUAAAAAUUAUUAAUUUUGAUUUUUAGUGAGACUAUAUAUUUGCAUGGGGUUUUCUAAAUUAUUAUUAUCUUAUUAUAUCUUAUAGAUUUUUGUCAUAUUUUAAACCGGUCCAACUUGGGACGACUAGAGUUUAUUAAUUUAUGGAGUAUUGUAUCUAAAAUUUUGAGAAUUUCAUCAUUCACUUUAACAUUAAUUAGUAAUCUAAUCACCUUUUGAAAACUUCAUCUUCCAUUUUCAGAUUUUUAUUUAUAUAUUUACUCAUAUAAAACCUUUAAAUUAUUUUCUUUCGUUACUUUUAUGAAAAUGUUAAUAUAUUAAAUAAACGUCAUCGUACUAAAAUUUUGGAAACGAUUUGAGUAAUAAACUUGAGGAAUUAUAACGAAUAUUUGAUGAUAAAAAUGAAUUAUAACGAAUAUUUUCUUCCAAAUCUGUUUCAGUCAGUACCUCUCUUUCUCUCCCAUCUAUAUAAAUAUAUAUGCAUUUUUGCAUUCUCUAUGACACCUCACUCAUUUCAUUCCUAAUCAUUCUCUCUAUACGUCAAACCCAAUCUUAAUCUAACUUUUGAGAGACAAUCUACCAAAAAUGUAUCAAAAGACCAUAAUCUUCUUAACAAUACUCUUAACGUCUCUUCGCUCUUGUUCUAGCAGCUACCCGUUUGAUCCUAGAUAUGAACAUUCCAUAUCUCCCAAUGUUUAUUAUGAAACCAAUCACCAACACGGUCACAUUACACACAACAGGCACAUGAAAGAUCCCCAUGCCGCUCCUAGAUCUUCUCCUCGAGCUUUUAACGUCAACUCUUUCGGGGCUAAAGCCAAUGGAAACGACGAUUCUCAGGCAUUCAUGAAAGCUUGGGAAGCAGCUUGUUCGUCAAAGGGAACAGCUUACAUCGUUGUUCCGGAAAAUAGAGCUUACACUCUUAAACCGGUUAAAUUCUCCGGUCCAUGUAAAUCAUCCAUGAUUGUUUUUAAGAUUUACGGUAAGAUUGAGGCAUGGAAAAACCCAUCAGACUACAGGGAACGUGGGUUCUGGAUUGUUUUCCAAACGGUUGAUAACCUUCGUGUUGAAGGCGGUGGACGCGUCGAUGGUAAUGGAAAAAUCUGGUGGCCAAAAUCUUGCAAGAUCAACCCUGAACUUCCAUGCCAGGAAGCUCCCACGGCGGUAACGUUUGUGGAAUGCAACAACUUGAUGGUAAGAAACAUAAGGUUGGAAAACGCACAGCAAAUGCAUAUGAGGGUUCAAAAAUGCGAAAACGUGAAGGCUUUGAAUCUUAUGGUCAAGUCUCCGGGUGAUAGUCCUAACACCGAUGGCAUUCACGUUACCGGAACUCGCAAUAUCCUCAUUCAGGACUCUAUCAUCCGUACUGGUGAUGACUGUAUAUCUAUAGUGAGUGGGUCGGAGAAUGUGAGAGCGACGGGCAUUACAUGCGGGCCGGGUCAUGGAAUCAGCAUUGGGAGUUUGGGAGCUCAUAACUCAGAAGCAUAUGUUUCUAAUGUGGUAGUCAGCAAAGCAACUCUCAUAGGAACCACUAAUGGUGUGAGAAUUAAGACUUGGCAGGGAGGACAUGGAAUGGCAAAGAACAUAAUAUUCAAAGACAUCUUAAUGAAAAACGUUACAAACCCAAUAAUCAUCAACCAGAACUAUUGUGAUCAAACUAAAGCAUGUCCCGAACAGAAAUCUGCGGUACAAGUGAGCAAUGUAUUGUACAAAAACAUACAUGGGACGAGUUCAAGUCCCGAAGCUAUAAAAUUUGUGUGCAGCAAGAGCAUUCCAUGUCAAGGCAUUUCAUUGCAAAACGUUGAACUGGUCGAUCAAAAUACCAAACAAGAUGUCUCUAAAGCAACUUGCUCGAAUGUGAAGUUAAAGAGUAGCGGACGUCUUUCCUCCCUUUGCACUUGAUCACUUUUGAUCUCCGUGAACAACACAUUUCAAACUUUUCUAUAUUUACUUAAUUUGGUAGUGAGUUGUGUAUAUAGACAAUGUUUGAAGUAUCAGCUAGUAAGAUCAUAAUGCUAUUAAGAAGAAGAAAAUCAAGAAUGAAUAAAGAAUGGUUACAAAUUUAUGUA
Brassica rapa (field mustard) is the source of this 2730-nucleotide messenger RNA. Its product is annotated as polygalacturonase QRT2. The record is from RefSeq and is a predicted model, not a curated record. Gene Ontology annotation, biological process: carbohydrate metabolic process. Gene Ontology annotation, molecular function: polygalacturonase activity. NCBI's taxonomy places the organism in Eukaryota, Viridiplantae, Streptophyta, Magnoliopsida, Brassicales, Brassicaceae.